Messenger RNA from Drosophila rhopaloa, 956 nucleotides. Its product is annotated as antigen 5 like allergen Cul n 1-like. The record is from RefSeq and is a predicted model, not a curated record. NCBI's taxonomy places the organism in Eukaryota, Metazoa, Arthropoda, Insecta, Diptera, Drosophilidae. The transcript is spliced from 5 exons. The coding region runs from base 4 to 831 and encodes 275 amino acids.
AAGAUGAUCUGGUGUCAAGUAAUAACAGCGAUCAUUCUAAUGGCGAUGGUUCGCGGCUACAACUACUGCAACAACAGGACCCAUAAGUGUGUCCUAGACGAUAAAGAACACUUCAUGUGCCGACUUCAUAGCUUUCAUCCCCUGGGCGGCAGUACCAAGUAUCACGCCAUCGUUCCGGACCUUCCGGAAAUGCAAAAUGAAAUACUGAGUAUACUCAACAAAUUCCGUAACGCGUUCGCGUCCGGGGAUUUCACCACGAAGGACAACAAGACAUUUGCGAGUGCUAAGCGGAUGCGGAAGAUCAUGUGGGACAAGGAACUGGCCUACAUGGCUCGCACCCAUGCGUCCACCGUGUCCUUCCAGCACUCCGAGUGCCGGUCCACGCUGCGAUUCCCCUAUGUGGGUGAGUGCUUGGCCAUGAUGACCCCCAAGAAAAAGCCCAGGAUCCGCGAUAGUUUUAAAAAGAUGUUUAAAAUGAUGUUCGAGGAGUAUCUGGAAGUCGAGGAUCCGGAUGGCCUGCUCAAGGGCUUCGACCCCAUCAGAGACUACAAAUGGGCACAUUUCACUAACAUCAUCAGCGAUCGAGUAUCGCGCGUGGGAUGUGGUCUUGCCGUGGGUUCCAACUGCCACCAAGGGUCAUCCGUAAACUACUGCCACUUUCUGACCUGCCACUUCGACUUCGUCAACUUGAACGGUUCGUAUGUCUAUAAAGCUGGAGAACCGGCCAGUGCCUGCGAUGACUGGAACACGACGGGCAGCACUCAGUAUGCCAAUCUCUGCAGAAACAAAGGCUUCAUUUUCCCCCCCAAUCAAGGCGACAUACCUACGUGAAAUUCUUUUGUGAUAUAUUCGUACAUUUAUAUUUAUUCUUCCAAGAAUCAAUUCGAAUAACAAGUAUAAAAAAACGUCAAUUGUAAAUGGAUCAGAAGUGCACUGACUUUUACAUCAGAACAGAC